GAGGGAGGGAGGGAGAAUAUAAAGUGUCGGGAUUUUGUUACCAGGAAGUGGGUCGAGUUAUUUAUAUUUCAAUGCUCGUCCUCUCGCACCCGAGUGCCAGUAACCUGAAACUAUAUGUUGAAACAUUGAGAGGCUCCGGCUGCAUCAAAACCGAUGGAGAACAACUGGCUGAGGAGGAAAAGGAACCCGUGUGUAACUGUAAAUGAUUGAGAAGGACGCAUAAAGUGACCCCUGUGACGAGCUGAGGACUGGCAGAGGUGAGUCACUGUACUCAAACUAUACAUUCAUACAUUAUUAACAGCUUCUGUCACUGUGCCUGAUUUACAUAUCCUGCACUGAAUAAAUCAGUCUCUUUCAAAUACUCAGAACAUGAAGGUCAGGGGUCAUAAGGUGACUACAUUAAGAAAUGAAGGGAAAAGACAUUGUUUCCUCGUGAUCACUCUUAACUGUGAGACACAAUUAACAUCAUACUUCCAUUUUAAUAUCACUGAGGCAUUAUGUAUUGUAACACACUUCUUCUGAGACUGAUUUGCACUCCUUAAAAUACAUUCAGGGCUUCAAAGUCUCUCUGGGAUUCAGUAAAAUGCUCAAAUAGGUCAUGUCUGCAUCCUACGGUAUCAAACUAAAUGUAAUUGUAUUAAUCAUAAGAUUUUAUCUACAGAGAACAUUUUCAUGUUAAUGGACUCACUUCAAACCACGACAGACAUGCCUUAAACAUGGGGAAAAAAUAAGGAUAUUUACAGAAAAAUGCUCACUUUGUCCAUAUUUCCAGGAGAGAUCCAGAAAAAACAGGCAAAACCAGUGUUUAACUAAAAAGUUAGUGUACUUCAGAGGUACUGUUCACAACUAAUGCAGGAACUGCAGUGUUUUAAUAUUUCUGUAAUUGAAAAUGAAAAAAAUGUCAUUAAUAACAGGUUUUUCAAUGUCAAUCAAAGCUUUCUUCAUAGUUUGAUGUUAUCAUUCAGCGUGUCCUCCUGACUUCCAGUCCAUAUUCAACUCAAUUCAAUUCAGCUUUAUUUAUAUAGCACCAAUUACAACACAGUCAUUUCGAGGCUGCUUUUACGGAGAAAACCCAACAGAUCCACAAGGGCAAGCAUAAGCGACUGUGGAAAGGAAAAUUCCCUUUUAAAGGUCUCUCUGAGACUUGGUGGUUGUACAAUUCACUCGCACCGUAACUGAUCUCUGCCCGCUUGUUUGUAUUUUAUGACAAAAAUGACCAGGAAGACUACAUCGUUUCUGCCGUCUCCAUGUAAACAGACAUCGUUUUCAAAACGCUGACGCAUAUAAUGGGCCUUAAAGGCUGAAAUAUGAUACUGCAAAUGAACAAAUGUUGUUAUAUAUUAUAAUCCUAUUUAUGAAAAUGCAAAAUACAAUGCCGCCACCCACGCAUCCAAACACAUUUAAAAUGAGAAACUGUGUGCAUGUCCAGCAGUGUUGUAUCACAGCCUGUUAGAGGAAAGCUGCAGCUCCUUCUGUUCUUCAGCUGCUGGGAUGAAGAUUCAUGAGAAGCUCUUGACUCACUACCUGUCCUGCACCUCUCCGGUGGAUAAGGAGGGCUACCUCUACAAAAAGAAGGAACGGACCGCCACGUACCACCGGCGCUGGUUCGUGCUGAAGGGGAACCUUCUGUUCUACCAGGAGCGUCCGGCGGACCGACACCUGCUGGGCGUGGUGGUGCUGGAGGGCUGCGCGGUGCGGCGCGCCGAGGCCGACGGCCAGUUCGCCUUCAACCUGGCGUUCGGGCCCGGCCUGCGGACCUACAGGUUGGCGGCGGCGGACCGGCGCACUCAGGAGGGCUGGGUGAAGGCUCUGCUGUCCGCCAGCCACCGGUACCUGUCCCUGCUGCUCAGGGACCUGGCCAGGCAGUACCAAGAAGCUCGCCAGCAGCACGGCUGCGCUGAGUCCCGCUCGUCCGCCGGCGCCCCCGAGCAGCUCAGAAGCAGCUUCCUGUUCGGCUCGCAGGGCCAAACGCCGGAGGUCCGGGAGGGCCGGAGCCUCAGUGCCGGCACCGCCUCGCACCCGCCGCCGGCCCCCGCCAAGGCCAAGAGGUCCCCCAAACUGUGGCCCCGCAGAAACGCCUACGUCACCCCCAUCAACGGGCCGGCGGCGCCGUACGGGGAGUGGCCUCUGGUGGGCCUCGACUCGCUGGAGGACUUCAGCAAGCUGCACGACUACUACGGGCAGGAGGUGAGGAAGGCCCGGGAGGACUGGCUGAGAGGCGGGGCAGCGGGGGGGCGGCGGGGGGGCGGAGACCUCAUCGACCUGGGCUGAGGAGACGGAGGAGACCCGAGACUCUCCGGGAGGAACUGGGAGACGAACGUGUGUCAAACAGGAAGUGAAACUCCGACUCUGACUGUUAUAAACCAGCCUGGACUGACAGAAACUCUGCUGAGCAGAACAAGCAGUGGAACACGAUGUUACGCGGUUCUGGGCUGGUUUCAUCCUUCAGACCUGCUGCUGAAGCCGACAUAUCUGCACACCAACUUGUGGAAAAGCAGACAUUUAGAGGCUUGCUCUGUUCCCUCCAUGAAAAUGUUAAUUAACAUUCACAAUAUGAGUGGAAACUAUUCAGCUUUAUGAGACUCUCAGUCGUCCGGGACCGUUUCAUGUUCUUAAAGGUUGCCUUUCCUGUGAGGAUCAGUAUUCAGAGGUGCUGUAGUGGAAUUAACAUUUUCAUCUGAAGCGCAAAGAAACGACUUAUUGAGCAGUAUUAAGCAGACAGUGUUUCAUGACGCUAUUUUUCAGUUAUUAAUGUGAAUAAAUCUGUUUACUUUAAUGACUCCAACUUGGUUCCUGAUAUGUUGACAUAUGAGUGAAAUACAGUUUUGACUGAGAUGAUAAAAACGGAAUGUUUUUAA
Messenger RNA from Salarias fasciatus (jewelled blenny), 2858 nucleotides. It is a transcript of the gene pheta2, whose product is annotated as PH domain containing endocytic trafficking adaptor 2. Gene Ontology annotation, cellular component: early endosome; recycling endosome; trans-Golgi network. The record is from RefSeq and is a predicted model, not a curated record. Gene Ontology annotation, biological process: retrograde transport, endosome to Golgi; receptor recycling; endosome organization. Lineage: Eukaryota; Metazoa; Chordata; Actinopteri; Blenniiformes; Blenniidae.